GAUUGUGGCUCUUGACAGAAGUUCGUCGACGACGUGAUCUGGGGUGACCCAAAGGACUACGCCUACGGCAACUCCAGCUCUGCGAACAUCAUUCUGAACCACAAGGGAGUCAUCCGCCUGGUGUCCAAGCCUUUCUUGCAGAGCAGCACCUGUAAGAUACGAAUCCGCUACUUUCCAUUCGACCGUCAAAUCUGCCACCUCAAGUACGGCUCCUGGACGUACACCCAAGAAUAUGUCGACCUCCAUAACUCGACCCAGACACCCGACUUCUCGGAUUACCUUGUCAAUGAGCAAUGGGAUAUACUAGAUGCCUAUUUCAAACGGAACGUGGAAUGGUACGAGUGCUGUCCUGACCGUUACGUCGACAUUACGAUGUACCUCAGUCUGCGUCGAAAACCCCUGUAUUACCUCUACAAACUCGUCAUGCCCAUCGUUCUCCUCUCUGCUCUCUCCAUGGUCGGGUUCCUCAUGCCCUACAAUGUCGGUGUCAUCAAGGCCAGUCUCAGUGUCACGCUCACGUUGUCGAUGACGGUGUUCUUGCUUCUCGUGGCUGAAACCAUACCGCGGACGUCGGACAGCAUGCCUCUGAUCACGGAAUAUUACAUAAUAAUCAUGGUUCUGAUUGCGGUGUCGACAGCCAUGAACAUUGCGGUGCUCAAUAUCUUCCAUAUGGGCGAGAGCGGUAGGCGGGAGGUGCCGGAAUGGUUGAGAAAGCUGGUGCUCUACUACGCAGCCCGUGUCAUGUGUAUGGGCUUUGUGGUGAACUACUGGAAGGAAAUGAUGUCGGCGAGAAAGCAGCACGCCAUGGACCCCGAUCGGCUGGCCAUGCUAAAAAAGCAGCGAUUCUUUGCAGCAAGAUACGGGGUAUCGUAUACACCUUUGGUUGCCAAUGACGGCAUGGGUGGCGGCGGACAGACAAGCAAACACGCCAAGAGUAGCUUCACCGGCGUGCAGGACGACGGCGAGAAUGACGAAUGGGCCAAGUUUGAGGAGAACCUCUCGGAGACCGGUGACCACCGGCUAUCCCAGCUCGAAGUCGGUGUCGACAGCAUCCUGAAGAACAUGCGGACAAUGAAGCGAAGGAUCGACAGAAAACAGAGAAUCCAGCGAGAGUGGGCGCUGUUCGCCACCGUCAUCGAUCGCCUCCUCUUCUGCAUCUAUGCCUGCUUCACUAUCUCCAUGUCCGUGGUCGUACUCCGAAUAACGCCCGCACAACAGGAGAACGGGCUAUAACCUUCAUUGUACGCGCGAACCAGGGACCCAUUUGAUCAAGAGUUAUAACUUCUGUAACUUUGCCAUUGUGGCAACUACCAUACAAACCUUGAUUGUGAUUGGCUGCUGAGCGUUGUUACCAUGGUUAGUUGCAUAAUGGCAGAGAUAUAGUUGUUGUAAGUCUUCAUGAAACGGCCCUAGUCAGGAGUUAUGUGUUAAAUUUCUUAAAACCUGACUGGAUAUUAGACAUGUUAAAGAUCGAACUAUAAACACGUUAUUUCUAGUAAUUUAAGAAUCCCAAAGCGUACCCAAUGCCUGAAUUUUGUGAUUAAGUGGAAUACAAGCCAAAUUGAAGGUUAUUUUGACUGUGGAGAGAAAGGGGAUUCGGAGGGGAUCGGUCAAAGUUUGAGCUAAAUUGGACAGACAAUAAGGAACUUUUUAAAGUUGUAAAGACUCAGUUGAAAUCGCUACACCAAUGGGGAAUUCAAAUACAUUUACAUGGAGCGUUGUGGCCCAGUGGAUAAGUCUUCUGUCUUUGAAACAGAGGGUCGUGGGUUCGAAUCCCAGCCAUAGCGUAAUUUCCUUCAGCAAGAAAUGUAUCCACAUUGUGCUGCACUCGACCCAGGUGAGGUGAAUGGGUACCCGGCAGGAUUAAUUCCUUGAAUGUAUGAGCGCUGAAAGGCAGCUCGAGCUAAAGCCGGGAUAAUGAUAAUAAUAACAACGCGCCUCGGAAUAUAAUAUUUCUAGAUAGAUGGCGCUAUAUAAAUGCCUAUUAUUAUUAUUAUUAUUAUUACAUGAUGGCCUCGAGCUAUUGCCAGUAUUGAUGAUGGUGUUAGUGUUGAGGGAUCCAAAUCCUGAGCGACGUUCAGAUAAGACGGCAUGAAAUAAAAUAUAGCACCGGAUAAUGACGUCACGCAUCUGUCUGAUCCGACCCAACAGUUAGCUUAUCGUCGUUUUUAAAAACUAUUCUUCUGCCCCCCCCCCCUUCAGAUUUUUACAUUUACCAUGGUUGAGUUCCUCUUUAAGGUUUAAGAAAUACAGAACAUGCCUUUAGAUCUCACCAAUACAUGUACCUCCUCUUCCACCCUG
Messenger RNA from Lytechinus pictus (painted urchin), 2301 nucleotides. RefSeq names its product ligand-gated ion channel 4-like. Gene Ontology annotation, cellular component: neuron projection; synapse; plasma membrane. The transcript has 5 exons. Gene Ontology annotation, biological process: signal transduction; monoatomic ion transmembrane transport; regulation of membrane potential. Gene Ontology annotation, molecular function: excitatory extracellular ligand-gated monoatomic ion channel activity; transmitter-gated monoatomic ion channel activity involved in regulation of postsynaptic membrane potential; transmembrane signaling receptor activity. The record is from RefSeq and is a predicted model, not a curated record. Bases 373 to 1233 code for a protein of 286 amino acids. Lineage: Eukaryota; Metazoa; Echinodermata; Echinoidea; Temnopleuroida; Toxopneustidae.